Triticum dicoccoides is the source of this 2666-nucleotide messenger RNA. RefSeq lists its product as uncharacterized. The transcript is spliced from 6 exons. NCBI's taxonomy places the organism in Eukaryota, Viridiplantae, Streptophyta, Magnoliopsida, Poales, Poaceae. The coding region runs from base 1 to 2028 and encodes 675 amino acids. Gene Ontology annotation, molecular function: protein binding. The record is from RefSeq and is a predicted model, not a curated record.
AUGGCCGAGCGUUUCCCAGGCGACGGCACGGCGGCGAACGGCUUUGGCCGCCGCCACCUUCACGAGGACGAAGCUCGGCUCCUAUUUGAGGUCGAGCGGCGAGGGAAGGUCCACGAUACACCCCCGACAGCCCGCUGUGGGGGCCCUUACUUCCGUCGCCGCCACGCCGAGCAGCUCGAGGCCACCAACAGCGUCGUGCCCUCCGGGAGGCUCAACUCCGAAGGCCGCCGCCAAUGGUGGGGCCUGCCCGGUCGCACGCUGGAGUCCGUCCUUGAGUACAUCGAGGGCGGCAACACGCCCAUGCUGGAGUACCCCGCUCCACCGUCCUUCUCCUGCCGGCGUGGGAGCUCGUGGACGCCGAGGCACACGGAGGUGUCCUCCUCCUUGUCCGGUCGCUCGACCGUCUCUACCUGCCUCCACCCCGUCAAGCCGGAGCCCCAGGACACGCCGGUCAGCCACCGCACCUGCAGCGCCGACGUCCACAUCGCCGACCCCUCCCCCACCUAUGGACGCCUCGUCCUCGUCAGGCCGAAGGUGGAGCCCGACCUUCUCUCGGAGUACGAGGCCAUAGCUCAACGCGGCUUCUCCGACGAGGAGGCCCUAAACGACGACGACGAGGACGCCCCCGGAUCGUCCAAGCCGUCGCGCCAACCUGGGGAGGGGUGCAGCAGGGACGGCGGCCGCGACGACGACGACGACUGCACGCAGUUCUACAGGCGCCUCGGCAUAUGGCCCAGGCGAGGAACCAUCUGGGCUUGGGCUGUGGUUGUCACUAGAGCCGAAAGAAAAUCCCCAAACCCUUCUUCUUCUCCCUCUGCUCGGAUUUCAUUCCAGUUCACCAGACCAAACCCUACCCUGCUUCCCCGAUCCCCAAUCCCCAAUCCAUGGAGGAGGAAGCCCCCACGAGGCGUAGUAGAUCCGUCGGAUCCGGCGACCAGCAGGCACCACCGGGGGGCGAGGGGCGGCGGGGAGGAGCAUGGAGGCCUCGACGUCGACGACCUCAUCAGCCGCCUUCCCGACGAGGUGCUCGGCACCGUCGUCUCCCUCCUCCCCACCAAGGACGGCGCGCGCACGCAGGCCCUCUCCCGCCGCUGGCGUCCCCUAUGGCUCUCGCCCAACGCGCCGCUCCACCUCGGUGACGACAUCGACAUCCUCGACCUCCCGAUCUCCAGUAUCCUCUCCGACCACCCAGGCCCGGCCCGGCGCGUCUCGCUCUACCGCAGGUUCCUCCCCGACGAGAUCGACGGCUGGUUCCGCUCCGGGUCCCUCUCCGGCCUCCAGGACCUCGAGGUCGUCAACCUGGAAUGGGACCACCAACUGCCGCUGCCGUCGCACGCGCUGAUUCGCUUCGCGCCCACGCUCCGGCUGCUCAGCCUCAGCCACUGUCGAUUCCCGGACCUGGGCGUGCCGUCGAGUUUUCCGCACCUCAAGCAGCUUUUCAUGUACGAUGUCGGUGUCUCGGAUAACCAUCUCCAAAGCAUGAUCGCCGGAUGCGUUGUUCUGGAAAGUGUUUCACUGCACAUCAUGGGAUUUGGUCGCCUUUGCAUCACAUCCUUGACUCUCAGGAGCAUCACCUUCUACGGACCGUCGAAAGGGGAAGGUGCCGUCACUUUCCAGGAGCUGGUCAUUGAGGACGCCCCUUCCCUUGAGAGGUUGGUAACACUUGAUCCAUACUGCGGUCCUGCGACCAUCCACGUAAUCCGGGCACCUAAACUGGAGAUACUUGGGUCGUUAUCUCAAGGCAUAUCCACACUCGGCACUGGAACCGCUUUCUCUGUUCAGAAAAUGGUUGCUGUCAGCUUGACAUCCAAAAUGCACACGGUGAAGAUUUUGGUUCUCGACUCUAUCGGUCCUAAUCUUGAUUCGGUUGUUGACUUCCUCAAGUGCUUCCCUUGCUUGCAGAAGCUGUAUAUAUUUCCGCAUCGAGGAAAUUAUGUUAGUAAUGUGCGCGAGUAUGACCCACUUGAUCCAAUUGAAUGCCUUGAAGUCCAUCUGAAAAAAGUUGUGUUGAGGAAUUACAAUGGUUAACGAGGCCAGUAAUUGACUUUGCCAGGUUCUUUAUUUUGAACGCAAAAGUGCUAGAGGAAAUGGAAAUCGGAGUAUUCAGCCACCGCAAGGACAGAUGCUUGCGCCGUCAAGGUAGAGAACUACAAGUGGAGAAUAGAGCUUCUCGAGAUGCACAAAUUGGACUAAAGAUGGAUGAAGAAACUAUUUUGAAACACCAUGAUCGUACCCAUGAUUUUUCAAAGGCUGAUCCCUUUGAUAAGCCCGGUGGACGCUUGAUACAUAUGUUCUAGAUGACCUUUCAUGAAUGUGGUGCUUAAACCUAAGUUUGAAAUCGAAUGCUUUGUUACCAACUUUGAAGCAAACCAGGAUCAUGGAGGUGGUGCUUAAGCCUAAGUUUGAAAUCCAAACUUGCUGAUGUGCAAGACGCAUGAAUGUUACUAUAGUACGUAUGUGGUUAUGUUUAGUUUGUACUGGUUGUUUCUCUCCUGUUCCGUGUCCUAUGUAAGCUGGUAGCUCUGGUAUGUGUUAUGUUUAGUAGGUACUGGUUGUUUUUCUCCUGUCUCAUGUCCUAUGUAAGCUGGUAGCUCUGCAGGCUGCUGCUAAUAUAUCUUUGUAUGCACUGCUUGCUUUAAUGAAAAAACUGUUGUGUUUUUUGUCUA